Molecule: messenger RNA, 1675 nt
Organism: Nicotiana tabacum (common tobacco)
Lineage: Eukaryota; Viridiplantae; Streptophyta; Magnoliopsida; Solanales; Solanaceae
Source: RefSeq, a predicted model, not a curated record
AGUUGGACGUUAUUAGGAGGGGGUUGGGGGUGGCAGCUGAGGCUAAAAUCCCAAAAGAUCUAAAAAUCUAAUUCCAUAUCCGGUAUUGUUUGGUUUUAACAUAAAUUGCCCCUUAAUAAACCCAUUGAACAGUUCGCCUGAAAUCAACUAAUUUUAAAUAAUGGAUUCUGUAAUGCCAUUGAGAACCACUACGGCAACGGCGGCAACUGUAGCGGCGACGGUAAGACCCCGGUUCUCGAUUCAACCCCUUGCCAAUCCCAGACCCAACAAACCCGCAUUCUCCUUGUCAGUUCCGACAUCUAUUUCCAUGUCCCACCGAGCUCGCAAUCUGCCCCAAUGUUCACCCGUUCGAGCUCAACAGGACGGAUCAUCAGCGGUUUCAGAACCCACCAUUCCUGAAGGAGAUGCUCUUAAAAUCAAGGAGUGGGAAGCAGAAAGAUUCAAAGAUGAAAUUGCUACAAGUGAGGGUAUAAGAAUUAGAAGGAGGCCGCCAUCAGGACCUCCUUUGCACUACGUUGGCCCUUUUGAAUUUCGGCUGCAGAAUGAAGGCAAUACUCCACGUAACAUACUUGAAGAAAUUGUCUGGAACAAGGACAAGGAAGUCACACAGAUGAAAGAGAAGAAACCUCUUAUUGUAUUGAAAAAACUGCUUAGCAGUGCUCCGCCUACCAGAGAUUUUCUAGGAGCUCUGAAAGAAUCAUAUUCAAGAACUGGAUUGCCUGGUCUUAUUGCUGAAGUGAAGAAGGCUUCUCCAAGUAGAGGUGUUCUUCGUGAAGAUUUUAAUCCAGUUGAGAUCGCCAAAGCUUAUGAAAGAGGUGGAGCAGCUUGCCUUAUUGUUUUAACAGAUCAGAAAUAUUUUCAGGGAAGCUUUGAAAAUCUAGAGGCCAUAAGAAAUGCUGGAGUAGAGUGCCCUUUGUUGUGUAAAGAAUUCGUUAUAGAAGCUUGGCAACUCUACUAUGCUCGGGUUAAAGGUGCCGAUGCAGUUCUGUUAAUUGCUGCUGUUCUACCAGAUCUUGACAUCAAAUAUAUGAUUAAGAUCUGCAAAUUACUUGGAUUGACAGCACUAGUUGAGGUGCAUGAUGAGAGGGAAAUGGAUCGUGUCCUCGGAAUUGACGGGGUUGAGCUUAUUGGCAUCAAUAAUAGAGACCUUGGAACUUUCAAGGUGGACAUUAGCAAUACAAAAAAGCUUCUUGAAGGAGAGCGUGGAGAAAGGAUCCGUGAGAAGGGCAUAAUUGUGGUUGGGGAGUCUGGACUAUUUACUCCAGCUGAUAUUGCUUAUGUACAAGAAGCCGGUGUCAAAGCGGUUCUAGUUGGAGAGUCACUUGUAAAACAGCCAGAUCCUACUAAAGGAAUAAGUGAACUUUUUGGUAAAGACAUCUCCUGCUAAGAUCCAGCCAGUUGACUUGGUUACUGUUAUUUCCGGAGUUAAUCUUGUUGAGAUUCUUCACCUCAAUUUUGUAAUCUCUCACUAUUUUGUAUUGUUCGUCACCUGGUGGCACCUCUGUAAGAUGUAACAUAUAGGUAUCUCUCACCAUUUCCUACUUGCUUUUUUGAAGAUGUAACAUAUAGAUAGCAGUCUGAAUGGAAAUGCUCAUGUUUCAGGAUUCCUAUUUCCACACAUUUAUCUUUCUAUUUGAUUAUUUGAUAUUAUUACAUUUAGAAUUCAGAGUUUGAA